This is a messenger RNA of Microbotryum saponariae, 2412 nucleotides long. The record is from the annotation of a GenBank genome assembly. Lineage: Eukaryota; Fungi; Basidiomycota; Microbotryomycetes; Microbotryales; Microbotryaceae.
AUGACCUCCCAGUUGCUGAGCUCGAGCAGGAAGUUCAAAUUCCAGGAUUUGCGCCGACGAGUAUUUCGGUUCCAAUUCGACUCCUUCGCAACGACGAGCCUCGGACGCGUGAUUCGCGGUGCUUGCACUCCUGCAUCCUCCCUCGAUCCCAUCCAUUCUCUCCGCCCAGCCAUGUCCCAACCCCGCAACCCACCCCCUACGAACGACGGUCGACCCAACAAGAGGAGACGGCCGCAGAAGAAGACCACCUCCUCUGCACCCAAGCUCGCGUCGGCCUCGGGACCGGCCACGCCCUCGACUGCUGGUGGACCCGGAUUGUCACUACUGUCUCGUUUGUCCACGGUCGCAGCGUCGGGCACUUCGACCCCUGCUUUGUCGUCGCAAGCCCCGACCCCGACGGGAACCAUGACCCCGAUCGGCGGCGACUCGUCCAAGGCCUUCACGCAGCUCAAGUUCGAGGAUCUGUACCACCAGGGCAAGAUCUCGCAGCGCACCGCGCAGGGCAUCGCCGCGCUCAGCCCUCCUCACAUCUACUGCACCCCCGUGCAAGAGGCGACCUUGCCCGUCAUUCUCACCGGUGUUGACGUGUGGGUGUUCUUCCCUCGGUUCUUGGAUUUCCUUCCCCGGCAUCUUCUGCUUGGCUAUCACCAGUCCACCCCUCUCGGGGAUCGGAGCCGAAUUGUCCCGCCCCUGUCGCACGGACUGACCCCUUUCUCUCCCACCCCUCAUUCGCUGCCUUUAGUCUAGCCCAAGCCAAGACGGGCACGGGAAAAACGCUAGCGUUCCUCAUUCCUUCGAUCGAACUUCUGCUUCGCUCCAAUCCGCAACCCAAGGCCGACCGCAUUUCGAUCCUUAUCAUGUCCCCUACGCGAGAGCUCGCGAUCCAGAUCGAAGAGGCCGCUCGCAUCCUGCUGUCGUCGACCCCUUUCGCCGUCCAGCACGUCGUCGGUGGGACCAACAUGAAGAGCGAAACGUCGCGCCUCAACAACCAGCGGUGCGACAUCCUCGUCGCGACCCCGGGCCGCAUGCUCGACCACCUCGAAAACUCGAACCUUAAGCUCAAGCUUUCCGAGUGCCGCGCGCUGAUCCUCGACGAGGCCGACCGUCUGCUCGAGCAAGGGUUCCGUCGCGAGAUUGAGAAAAUUCUUCAGUUCCUCCCCCGUCGUGACGUGCAACCGAGGCAAACGCUCUUGUUCUCGGCGACGAUCCCCGCGCAGGUGCACCAGAUCGCCUCGCUGGCGCUGCUGCCUACCCAUCGUUUCGUCACGACCUUGACCGAGGAGGACCAGAACACCCACGAGCACGUUCCUCAGUUCUCCGUCAUUGCGGACCUGCACGACUCGUUCGCGGCGACGCUCGUCGCCAUUCGCGCCGAGAUCGCCACCCACGGACCAGCGACCAAAAUCGUGAGCCCCGACUCUGCUGCGCUUCACAACUUGUCUCGCAGUUACGGUGUGAGGUGGCGCGCGGAGCGCCAAGACUGACGACUCCGUUUGCAUACUUGUUUUUACGAAUUCUCAGAUGGCCUUCUUUCCCACUGCCCGUGCUACCGGCCUCGCUGCAGCUCUCUUUACCCGCUUGAACCUGGGCCUUCCUGUGCUCGAAAUUCAUUCGCGCAAAUCUCAAUCGCAGCGCAACGCCGCCGCCGAAGCGUACAAGGCCGCGCCGUCCGCGAUCCUGUUCUCCUCUGACGUGACCGCCCGAGGAAUGGACUUCCCCGGCGUGACGACCGUGUUCCAAAUAGGCUUACCUUCGGCUCCCGAACAAUACAUCCACCGUUUGGGACGAACGGCUCGUGCCGGUGCCUCCGGUUCGGGCGUCUUGAUUCUCUCCCCCUUCGAGACCUUUUUCUUGAACAAGCGCGAGAUCAAGGCCCUCCCCAUUCAAGAUCAUCCUCUCGCCUCGACCGAGUUGAAACCCGACAGUGCCGCGUUGCGUACGGCCAAGACCCAAGUUGCUGGUGCGAUGCGUACGAUCGACGACGAUCUCAAAUCGCAAUUCUACGGUGCGACGUUGGGUUUCUACAAGACGUACCUCAAAGAUUCGUUCCGAGGUUCGGCGGAAAAUAUGGUCGCGACGUUCAACGCGUUCGCGACGGCCCAGGAUGGCCUUGCAUUCGAUGGUGCUUCGGGUGCGGUGCCGGGUAUUCCGGCCAAGACGAUCGGCAAGAUGGGGUUGAAGGGAACGAAGGGGUUGAAUGUGCUUCCGGGGGAGGGCAAGGGCGGGCAAGGAGGCCGAAAUAGUGGGUUCAAUGGCGACGGAGGUGGUGGUGGCUCGGGUAUUGGCGCAGAGGGCGGUUUCUCUGGCGGUCGAGGAGGAGGAUCGGGAGGCCGAGGUGGCAGCCGAGGUGGAGGCGGCGGUGGAGGCCGAGGCCGUGGUGGAGGUCGUGGUGGCAUGAGGGGUGGAUACUGA